Molecule: messenger RNA, 747 nt
Organism: Marmota flaviventris (yellow-bellied marmot)
Lineage: Eukaryota; Metazoa; Chordata; Mammalia; Rodentia; Sciuridae
Gene: Krtap24-1
Product: keratin associated protein 24-1
Cellular component (GO): keratin filament
Molecular function (GO): structural molecule activity
Source: RefSeq, a predicted model, not a curated record
AUGUCUCUUCUGGGCUACCCUGGGCUUUGCAGUGCCACAUCCCACAGGACUCAUUGUUACAUCCCAGUGACUUCUGUUGCUCUUUGCUCCAGUGAUGUAAACUCUACCUUUGGACACUAUUUACCCAGUAGCUACCAAGGCAAUCUCUGGCUCCUGGACCACUGCCAAGAAUCCUACUGUGAAGUGCCAAGCUGUGAAUCUCCGAGCUGUGAGCCCAAGACCUGUACCACAGAUUGUGACUCCACAAACUCCUGUGUGCCCUGCAACUCCCCAUCCACAGGCCAAGUCAUCAGUGCCUGUGAAACUACCAACAUCAAAUCUGGCCCCAGCUGCAGCCCAUGUACUUGGACCAAGGGGUACGUAUCCAAUUGCUACAGGCCUGCUCGAUAUCCUUCCAGAGCUUGCCACACACUCCUCAAUGGCUCCAACUGCUUUGGGCAACUCAACUAUUUACCUAAGAAUUUUCGUCCUUUAAACAGCUACUGCCCGCUGGGUAGUUUGAAGUAUAGAAGCUACCAAGAUCCUGGUUUCAUCUCCAGGGGCUUCUCACCAUCAUGUUAUAUUGCCAGCAGCUACCAACCCCUAAGUUAUUUAAUGAGAAAUUGCCAGUAUCCAAAUUAUGGGUCUAUGAGUUACCGACCACUGAGCUAUUUAUCUAGAAACUUCCGAUCUCUGAGCUGUGUACCCAGUACCUUUCCACCUCUGAGGUAUUUAUGCAGUGGCAGCAGACCUUUGAAUUGCUAUUGA